Vespa mandarinia (Asian giant hornet) is the source of this 2408-nucleotide messenger RNA. RefSeq names its product tipE homolog 4 phospholipid transfer protein (gene Teh4). The record is from RefSeq and is a predicted model, not a curated record. Gene Ontology annotation, biological process: regulation of sodium ion transport. Gene Ontology annotation, molecular function: sodium channel regulator activity. Gene Ontology annotation, cellular component: plasma membrane. NCBI's taxonomy places the organism in Eukaryota, Metazoa, Arthropoda, Insecta, Hymenoptera, Vespidae.
AAUUCGUAGAUCAUACGAUCUUGUAAUAUCAACGAAUGAUAUCGGUUACGUUGACGUUUCAAAAGUGAAACGUUUCAAGAUCGAUCUUUCGAUCGUAUUUUCGGCAUCGUUCUUCAUGCUUAUUCGAAGCCUUUUAAUCAGGACGUUAAUUACAACGGUUAAUAAAAGUCACGAGGGUACAUCACGAAAAAUGAUAAGAUCGCGGACUCCGUAAAAUUGACGAUUUCCGAGACGUAUUCACGAAUGAAAUUAUCACUAAGACUAAUCUCCAUUUUAUGUGACUUUCGAUCUUCGUCUCGUUGACGAAACACGAAAAAUUAAGGUAAUAAGAUUCUAUUUAAAGAAACAAAAAUUUUUUAAAUCGAAACGACGAACGAAAAAAGAAAUAAAAACAAAAAAAAAAGAAAAAAAAGAAAAGAACAAAUAGUAAAAAGAAUUUCGCGAAGCUCGUGAAUUUUUAUUGCAUAAAGCGAAUCGUCAUCAAACAUGCGAUAUUAAAUCGAGGAAGAAGGUCUAGUGUAUCCUCGCCGUCUGCGAUAGUGCGAAAGGUUGAUCGCUCGAUCCAAGGUUAUCUAUGACAUUCAAAGACUAUACGAACGUGCAACGAGGCCAACUUAUGAGUUUUCGCUUGAACGAUAUUCAUCUAGAUGUAUACGUAAUUAUCGUUCUCACGAUCUAAACGAGAGGCAUCUUAAGAUUGUCAGUGUAAAUUACAAAAGUAUUUAACUCACUAUGGGACGGAAACACAAGCGUCGUUUAAUACCGGAACAGGAUCGCAGGAUAUGCGGCAGUAUCUGCUUUUGCCAAUUCACCAUUGUCAUCAGUUGUGUGGCUUUAGUUUACCUCAGCGUUGCGAUUUAUAUGCCGUCGCACAGAGCUUUUCAUGCAGGUAUAGAUCCCGAUCCGGUAAUGUGCCAAACAGUUAAUGCCACUCUAGUAAAUAACUGUAUAUGGGCGAGUUGCGGUGAAUGGUGUUUGACGAAAACUACCGGCUUUUGUCCCCAAAUUCACGCAACGGUCAGACAGAAUGGCACGGACGUCAUCUUUGAAAAUUGCACCAAGUUCAAUAGCAUCUCUUGUCCUCAAGUGAACAUGGGAAAUCUGAAGAAAUACAAUUGCAAUAAUGGCAGCGAAUGUAGCACACUCUCGGGUGUGUUCAAUUGCAGUUUAGGACAUUGCUCGAAUAUGAGCGAAUUGAUGCUUUGUCAUCAUAAGGCGGACGGUAUCAUGGUCGACAGUGAGAAAGAUAAUAUGAAACUUAAUGGCUUCUUCAGUUGCCAGAAUUCGAGAUGUACGAAAAUCAAGAAGCCUUUCUCGUGCGAUCGAUACUGCCCUAAGAUAAUCACGAACGAUAUCAACGUCUUUCUCAUGCAAGACGAUAACGUCAUCACGGCUAAGUGUUCUCAUGGCUUAGCACUGAAUAAAGCUAAUGGAAAUUUGCCUGGUACGAGACUAACAGAUCCGGUGAAGAUUUGGGAUGAAGAAAGUGGUAGCAUCGUUGCAAGUUGUCUAAUGGUUAGCAAAAAAGGAAACAUCAUUAGAACGGAAGAUUGCGUUAACGGCACGUCUUUGAAUAAAAUCACGAUUCCCGAACACUAUGUCAAUUUUACAAGUUUUCUCAAUAUUUACGAGGAAAGUCUUCAGUAUCCCGUCGAUUCAGAAAAUGCUUACAUGCCCGCCCAACGAUCACUUACAAUCUACAACAAUUCGCGUUUGUACAUCAACCUGGAGGGUUGCGUCAACACUCUUAAGGGUGAGUGUCGUGAUUUCCUUAAAAGUCACGGACGAGAUGGCGACAAUCAAACGGCUCAAAGUAGAUAUCCCUGUUAUUACAAAAAGAACGACUCGUUCUUUGUUGUGGCACGUUUCGAUCUGAACAAGACAAAAACCGAGUUGCUUAUCGCUAUCAUCGUACCGUCGGGACUUUUCGUUAUCAGCUUGAUAACCUUGAUUGUGAUAACUCGUUCAGUGCAAGUUGGCGAUGACGCUAAGAUGCGAUGUAGAUAUUGCACAGAGAAGAAUGAGGACGAGGGCGAGGACGAAGGAUUGGUUGAAGGUACACCUACUACUCCUCAAGAUCAUACCAAUGAGAAUGAGAUCAGAAGUAUGUCGCUCUAGCAGUUUACACCGCUCGGCAUGAGCAAUUCCUUGAAAUACGAAAGAUUGCCGUUGAUCGACACGGACGAAGCCGAAGAUUCUUUCUAAAAGGAAAACUAAAUCAAAUAGAAAAGAAUCGACAAAACAUCGAAAUACGUUUAUAGACGCAAGGAAAGUAAAAGCAAGGAAAUGAAAGAAAAAGCUAAGAUUACAGAUCUUAUUACACACAUCGUCUUCCCGACGCGAUAAUUCGAAUGAAAUUGAAUAGAAAAGAAAACAAAAGAAAAGAAAUGGAAAGAAAAGAAAAAAAA